Messenger RNA from Rotaria sordida, 3282 nucleotides. Lineage: Eukaryota; Metazoa; Rotifera; Eurotatoria; Philodinida; Philodinidae. The record is from the annotation of a GenBank genome assembly.
AUGACGAAUACAACUUAUGAUCAUUCUAUUGAAUCUCUUAAUUCUUCAAGACGAACAAAUCGAAGUCAAAGUGCAAUUCAAGCUCAUCGUGGUGAUGUACCAAGUAAACAUGAUGAAUAUUUAAUUCAAUUACAAGAACGAAAUCGUCUUCUUAAAGCAUAUCAUAAUCAACGUCCACCAAAAGAUAGUAAUUUAAAAAAACGUGAAACCGGUUUUCAAUUAUAUUUAAAUGGAGCACAUAGUGUACGACAACGACGACCAUCAUCAAUUAUAAAUGGACCAACACAUCAAAUUGUAACACCUUCACCUUAUUUUUCUGAUUUUUCAUUUCCAACACCAUCAAAUACAACACAACAAAAUAAUUCAUUACCAUCAAAUGGUCGUCGUCGAUGGACAUCAUCAACAAAAACAAAAAUAAAAACUGCUGAAGGUUCUAUUAUUGCUGAUAUUGAUCAAAAUUCAAUUUCUAAUCAUCAUCAUCCUCAAAUACCAUAUUCAAAAUCUUUAUUUAAUAAUAAACAAUCUGAACAAGUUACAUCUAAACGUGCAGUACAAUCAGCUGGAACAUCUAAUCAAGCAUUACCAAAAUCGGCAUGGAAUGAUCAUGUUAUUGAAUUAAAUGCUAGCCAAAUAAAAUCUAAUGACUUGAAUGAUCAAAUAUCAUUUUGUAAAAUGAAAUCAGAAAAUAUUAAUCAAAGUUGGAUGCCAAAUUGGUUUUCUAAUACAAAAUCAAAUCAAGAUGAAAUUCAAGAUUAUGAAUCCGAUUUUGAAGAAUCUUCAGAUGAUGAUGAUGAUAAUGAUGAUGACGAUGAUCAUCAAUUAUUAAAUCGUGUUUCUUUAUCUUUCGAUGACAUUCCAACACUAGUUAAAUUAUCUAUAAUGCAUGAACAAAAUAAUGAUGAGAAAAAUAAAUCUCAAGAACAAAUCUCUUCUGAAUCAUCGUCGGCGGGCAGAAUGAGUCGUCGAGAUAUAUCCAAAAAUCCUGUUCCAAGUUAUUAUAAUGUAUCAAGAUCAGGAGAAAGUCAAUCGGGAACACGACUUGUCGGAGGCGAUCCAAUCAAGAAUAGUAAUAAAUAUUCAAAUACUCAACUAUUACGUGUCGUUGGAACAAGACAAAAAGCAAGAGUAGUUGAUAGUCUUGAUCUUGAAAAUCUUUUACAUCCGAAAGAAAUUCAUAUUGAUGCAGAAACUGAUGAUCAAAAAUCCCCGAGAUUUCAACAAAUGUCAAAUCGUCAAAGUCCAUUUCGUGAUCCAAGUUCCAACGACCGUAGAACACCAAAUACAGAUUGGCUUGAAAAUUCCAUAACUCAAAUUGAUCGUUUCAGUCGACGACAUCUUGGAAUGCUUGAAAACGAACACAUAGAAGAAUAUUUUACCAAUAGUACAUCAAAAUUUGAAAAUGACAAUGAUGAAGAACAAUUUACAAUACCUGAAUUACCUAGUGGUGAACAAUUAGUUUUAAAUUUAAAAACAACAUGGGGUGAUCGUCAUUAUAUUGGUUUAAAUGGCAUUGAAAUAUUUUCUAGUCAAGGUUAUCCAGUUAUAAUUCGAAAAAUAACAGCAGAUCCAGCAGAUAUAAAUAUUUUACCUGAAUAUGAUAAUGAUCCACGUGUUGUAACAAAUUUAAUUGAUGGUGUUAAUAAAACUCGUGAUGAUAUUCAUAUGUGGCUUGCACCAUUUACACAUAGUAAAAAUCAUUUUAUUUAUAUUACAUUUGAACAUCCAACAAAAAUUGCUAUGAUUAGAAUAUGGAAUUACAAUAAAAAUCGUAUUCAUUCAGCACGUGGUGUUAAAGAUGUUGAAAUUACUCUUGAUGGUUUUAUGAUAUUUAAAGGUGAAAUAAGUCAAGCUUGUGGUAAUAUAACAGCUACAAAUGAUCCAUCAGCUUAUGGAGAAACAAUUUUAUUUACAACUGAAGAGGAAAUUCUUGAAAAAAUUUCAACUUAUGAUGAAAUGUAUGUUGAUCAAGAAACAGCUCAAAAUGAUGAAGAAAAUAUACGAACAAAUACAAAUCGACCACCAACUGCUGGAACUGAUAUUCGACCAAUGACACGUGCUAUGUUACGAAGACCAUUUACAGCUCUUCGUUCAUCAAAUUCAAAUAAAGUACCAGAAUAUUAUGGAAAAAAAUUAAUUUUAACAAUAACAGAAACAUGGGGUGAUCAACAUUAUUGUGGUUUAACAGGUAUUGAAGUUGUUGAUAUAAAUGAUGUCGAUUGUGUAAUACAAUCAUAUGAUGCACGUCCACGUGAUAUAACUAUUCUACCAAAAAAUACUAAUGAUGUUCGAACACUUGAUAAAUUAUUUGAUGGUGAAAAUAUAACUUGUGAUGAUCAUCAUAUGUGGUUAUGUCCAUUUAGUAAAAAUGAAAAAAUACGUAUUAUAAUAUCAUUAAAUGCAUCGAAAAGAUUACAUGGUUUACGUAUAUGGAAUUAUAAUAAAUCAUUAGAUGAUGCUUAUCGAGGUGUUAAACGACUUCAUGUACAAUUAAAUGAUAAAAUUGUUUCACCAAGACAAGGUUUUCUAUUACGACGUGCACCUGGUCAUUGUUUUUUUGAUUUUGCACAAGAAAUUGUUUUUGCUCAUGCAAAAACAAUGCAUGAAAAUUCACAAAAAAAACAGCCGUUGGCUACUAAUCAUGACAUUGAGUCAGAUAUAUCAAUGCCAAAUGGAUUUAUUUAUGAAUUUCAACUUCAUUCAACUCAUGGUGAUGCUUAUUAUAUUGGAUUAAAUGGUUUGGAAUUUUAUGAUGAAAAUGGUGAAUGUAUUGGUUUAACUGAACAAAAUAUUGCUGCUUAUCCUCAUAGUGUAAAUAGUCUUAAUCCAGGUAAAGAUGAUGAUGUUCGUACACCGGAUAAAUUAAUUGAUGGUGAAAAUGAUGAAAUUGAUGGUACACAUUGUUGGAUUGCACCUAUUUUAGCUAAUGCUAUCAAUCGAAUAUUUGUUAUUUUUGAUCGACCAACAUCUGUAUCUAUGAUUAAAAUAUGGAAUUAUGCUAAAACACCAAAUCGUGGUGUUAGAGAAUUUUCUUUACUUGUUGAUGAUUUACUUGUAUGGACAGGUAUAUUAGAUAAUAUGAAUGAAAAUGAUGAUACAGAAGUGCCUUUUAAUACAAUUCUAUUUUCCGAUGAAAGAAUUCUUACUGAACAUGAAAAACAAACAGUUUUAGAAAAUAAAAGUUCAACAGAUAAUAUUUCCAGUCAAACAUCAAGCAGAGACAGAUCUGUUGAUUAUUCUCAACGGCCAACAACAUCCGUUCCACGUAAUAACAAACGACGUUAA